Messenger RNA from Anopheles aquasalis, 1118 nucleotides. Its product is annotated as clavesin-2-like. The record is from RefSeq and is a predicted model, not a curated record. Gene Ontology annotation, molecular function: phosphatidylinositol bisphosphate binding. Gene Ontology annotation, cellular component: membrane. NCBI's taxonomy places the organism in Eukaryota, Metazoa, Arthropoda, Insecta, Diptera, Culicidae.
GAGCCGGUAGCAAGGCCUAAUCAAUUCUAGACAGUGCGUGCCGUGACAUAAUUCGACCCAUACGAUGGCAGGCGUUCCAAAAGUGAAUAAAUGUCCAUCGAAGUAUGAUUCAUAUCAACCCGUGGACUCCAGUUUGCACCGCCAAAUAGCGCGCGACGAUUUACGCGAAGAACCGGUCAUCGCAGAGCAGGCAUUAAGUCAGCUGCGUGGAUGGAUUGCCAAGAACUCGGCCAUCCACUCCUGCCGUACGGAUGCACGGUUUCUGUUGCGUUAUCUCCGUGUACGCAAGUUCGCGCAUGUGGCAUCGUGCGAGACCCUGGAGCGCAACCUUGCGAUGCGGCAACGAUUCCCGGAGUGGUUCAGUCGUCUGGACACAUCCGAACCAUGGGUACAGGAAAUGAUCGAUAGUGAGUUUAUACUGCCGCUGGGCCGGGACGAUACUGGUCGCGCGGCCUUUUUGGUCCGUUGGGCCAACCUCGAUAUUGAGCGGUUCACGAUCGCGCACCAACUUCGCUUCAACCAAAUGAUACUCGAGUGUUUGUUUGAGGACGACCGGAGUCAGAUCGCGGGCACGGUCACCAUUUCCGAUCACUCGAACAUACCAAUGAAAAUGAUCGCCCAGUGGUCGUUUACGGAUAUAAAGAAUUACAUCGACUGCGUCAACAAAUCGAUUCCGGUCCGUGUGCGAGAGAUCCAUGUGGUCAAUCUGCCAAUGUUCGCGGCCACCGUCGGUGAAUGGAUCAUGAGUUGUUGCAGUGAAAAGUUACGCAGCCGUUUGAAGUGUUACGGAUCGAUGGAAGCGUGCAUUUCGGCAACCAAUCUUAAGAAACUGCUACCGAAGGAGUACGGUGGACAACGGGAUGUUUCGGAGAUGAAACAGGAAUUGAGGCAGAUGCUAGACCAACACCGAGAGGUACUGCUUGCAUUGGAUGACAUGAAAAUCGACGAGAAACGUUGCGCCUCCAUUUGGAAUCAAAGCCAGCGGACCGACCUUGAAUCGGGAGCGAUCGGCAGCUUCCGAAAGCUGAAUGUAGACUAGACUGUGUCUAGACCACAGACCUGUCUUUGUAUCAGCUUGUCUCAACUCGAUUGCCGAUUGCCCCAGAUGCACAACCUAG